AUGACAACGGACACCGCUCAUCAAUACCAGAAGAAGCGAACUCUAGAGGCGUUAGAGCGAAGGUUUGCUCAAGCUUCUGCUGAGCUUCGUCUACAGCAGCGGAAGGACAAGAAGAGACCUCAUGAAGAAAGAAAUAGAGUUGCUAGCAAUGUUAAUUCAUUAUCGGCGAACGCACCAGUCACGUCACACUCUUCGAAUGUCUUGUCCAGAAAAGGUUCCGACGUUGCAAGGAAAACAGGCAGAUCACUGCUCAUAUGA
This is a messenger RNA of Ilex paraguariensis (yerba mate), 258 nucleotides long. The record is from the annotation of a GenBank genome assembly. Lineage: Eukaryota; Viridiplantae; Streptophyta; Magnoliopsida; Aquifoliales; Aquifoliaceae.